AUGAACUUAUUCGACCCAAGAUUUGUCCUGGCAAAGCUUGUUCAAGAAAUUGGAACGAAGCCGCUUACACGCCCGCUUUCUCGCAAAGAAUUAAAGGUUUUUGGUUAUGUUCAAAGAUUACUCACCGAGGACCUUGAAGUAGAAGAGGAAGAAACCUUUCUAAGAUUUACUAUGUUAUCUGUUUUAGAGAGGCGUCCUCCGCGCAACGACGAUUCAUACGAUGACGAUGAAAUUCAACGAGCUCCAAAUAAUAUUUCUACCACUCCUGUCAGAAAGAAUAACGGAAAUAGCUCCAAUGAGAUUGAGAUGGACAGAGUGGUUGCCUCGCCGCCUACCCCUGACAACCGCCGCCGCUGCCCAGGAUUAUCAGCUCAAAAUGGGGGCACGUUUGGUCCGGACGAAGACGAUGGAUUUCAACGAGCUAUCGAAGCUUCACUGGCCGAGACAACCAGGAACAAGCAACCAGGAACAUCUUUUGCUAUGAACACAGUGGUUGCCUCGCUACCUACCCCCGUCGACCCCCGCCGCUCAAAUGAGAGUGAGAUGGACAGAGUGGUUGCCUCACCGCCUACUCCCGACAACCCCCGCCGCGGUCUAGCAUUAGCGGCUCAACAAAGAGCUGCCGCAAGAACUAGGAGACCAGUUUGGAAUGCUUCUGCAUCAUCAUCAGCGGUUGGCAACUCAAGCACGUCAAAUGCAGCAAAGGCCAGAAAUAUUCAAUCGAAGUGUUCUUCACGCAACGAUGAUUCGUACGAUGACGAUGAAAUUCGACGAGCUACCGAAGCUUCACUUGUCGAGGCAACCAGGAAAAAGGAACUGAAUGCAUCAACGGAGAGUGCCAAUAAAGGAGUUGGUUCCACCACCAUUCCUACUUCUCCGGCUGCACAACCCUCAACUUCUGAGCUGACUGCACCAAAUAAUAUUUCUACCACUCCUGUCAGAAAGAAUAACAGAAAUAGCUCAAAUGCUAGUAAGAUGGACAGAGUGGUUGCCUCGCCGCCUACCCCCGACAACCGCCGCCGCCGUCCAGCAUUAUCGGCUCAAAAUGGAGUUGCCGCGAAACCUAGGAGGCCAGAUUGGAAGGCUUUUGUAUCAUCAUCAGCGGUUGGCAACUCAAGCACAUCGAAUGCAGCAAAAGCCAGAAAUAUUCAACCGAAGUGUUCUCCACGCAUCGAUGAAUCGUACGAUGACGAUGAAAUUCGACGAGCUACCGAAGCUUCACUUGUCGAGGCAACCAGGAAAAAGGAGCUGAAUGCAUCAACGGAGAGUGCCAAUAAGGGAGUUGGUUCCACCACCAUUCUUACUUCUCCAGCUGCACAACCCUCUACUUCUGACGUGACUGCACCAAAUAAUAUUACUACCACUCCUGCCAGAAAGAAUAACGGAAAUAGCUCAAAUGAGAGUGAGAUGGGCAGAGUGGUUGCCUCGGCGCCUACUCCCGACAACCCCCGCCGCGGUCUAGCAUUAUCGGCAGCAAAUGGAGUUGCCGCGGGAACUUGGAGGCCAGAUUCGAAUGCUUCUGCAUCAUCAUCAGCGAUUGGCAGCUCAAGCACACCGAAUCCUGGAGAAAAUACAGCAAACGCCGGAAACAUUCAACCGAUGCCCCCACCCUUUCAGCUGGGUUUACCGAAUUUGGGCAACACUUGCUACAUGAAUGCCGUUGUUCAAGCGUUGGCCGCCUCUGAGAGUCUCGCGAAUUUCUUUCUCAAUUCAGAGCACACGAAAACAAUGCAGGACCGAACUCGCGAACAAGAGCUGAACUCGCAACUUCACGGUAGCAAUGGAGCUGUGACAGAAGCGUUUGCCACAUUGGUCAACAAACUCUACAAUAACAAAUGCUUGAAGCAAGAUGCGAGGGACUUUCGAGCAGUUGUUGGCGACUAUUCACCAGAUUACAAGACUUACAAGCAACAGGAUGCUCAAGAAUUUCUGAAUUGGUUGUUAGACAAAGUGCAUGAGGAUUUGAAUUUGGCGAAAAAAGAUGAUAACUGCAAUUAUUCGAAAAACGGCGAAAAUUUCUCUCCUGAUGAAGCAUUGGCUGAGAGAAGGCUGGCACAUGAUUCGGUGAUUACAAAUCUCUUCGAGGGGCAGUUGAGAUCCUCAAUCGUUUGCCAAUCGUGCCACUUUCAAAAGUUCAACUUCGAGCCCUACAUGUACGUGUCGUUGCCGAUUCCGCAUCACAUCAAUCAAAAACGAUUGCUUUUUAUCUUUUUCGUCAAACCGGGGCAAUUCUUAAUGACAAAAUAUGGAAUUCCCGUCGAUGCGAAAGAAGCGAUCUCUGACUUGAAAUCGUAUCUAGCUGAGGAGACAAAACUCCCGUUGAGUCGGAUUUUGGUCCUACAACUAUCGCCGAAAGGUUUCCAAAAUAACACCCCGGAAGUGUGCCAGAUAGCAACAAUGUCAACCCGAGAAGCUUACGCGAUCGAGCUACAGCCAACCAUUGACACUUACGAUGAUCAAACAGUGAAUGUUGUCUUUGUGAUCACCGUCAAGAAUGGGCCACAAGUGAAAAGAGAAACCGAUCCAUUUGUGUUGACCGUCUCGCGGCAGUGGGACUAUGAUACUUUAUCGCGGAAACUUUUCCAAGCGGCGAGACAAUCAGUGGAUCCAAAAGUGUUGGAAUCGUUGCCCGUCGGACAAUACAAAUUGGCUUUGAUUGACACCUGCAACCCGAGCGCUGAUUUGGACCCGACUGCGUCGAUGCCGUUGUUGACACAAGAUGUCGAUCAGUGCAUUCAACACAACAAUCAAGAUCACCCGAAAUUGCCAAACUUUAUUCGGAUAGCCGUCGAAUUCCCACAACUCAACAGAUCUCUAAUUCGAGUGGAUCUUGAUCGAAUCAUCAACCAUCGAAGUGCCGAUUGUUUGGCAAAAGACAACGCUCCGUACGAGUUGACACUGCAAUCAUGUUUGAAUGCCUACACCUCUGAAGAAAUGCUUGAGUGGCGUUGUGAGCGAUGUUCGGGAAGAAAAGCCAACAAACAACUCAAGUUCAACUCUUGCCCACAAAUCUUGAUUCUCCACCUGAAACGAUUCAGACACAGCCAGAAUGAAAUCACUGAACCAAUUAAAGUGGACGUUUCGGUGAAAUUCCCGAUUGAGGGGCUGGAUAUGUCUCCGUUUGUCUCACCGUCGAAUCCGCAGAAUGGCAAACUGGACAGCAUUAUUGGGGAAAAGUCCAACAAAGAAAUGCAAGCAACGGUGUCCCAUUCUUUCCCCGAUGACAAUAUUUAUGAUCUCUUUGCCGUCGUCAAUCACACAGGAGUUUGCGUUUGGUCUGGCCACUACACUGCCACAGUGAAAAACCCAACAGACGGCAUUUGGAGGACUUUCGAUGACACUUUUGUUUCACAAAACACGAAUCCAACAAAGCGAUCGGAGAACGCUUACUUGAUGUUUUAUGAGAGACGAUCUUGUCGAGCCGAGCGUCAAAAAUCCAAGAAAGCGGCAGAGGAACGAGACUUGCCGAAUCCUUGGGCCAGGUUUACUUCACCACGAGAAAAAGAAAUGUUUAUGGACUUAUUCGACCCAAAAUUUGUCUUGGCAAAGCUCGUUCAAGAGAUUGGAAUGAAGCCGCUUGCACGCUCGCUUUCUCGCAAAGAAUUAAAGGUUUUUGGUUAUGUUCAAAGAUUACUCACCGAGGACCUUGAAGUAGAAGAGGAAGAAACCUUUCUAAGAUUUACUAUGUUAUCUGUUUUAGAGAAGCGUCCUCCGCGCAACGAUGAUAUCACACUCGACGAUACGGACGAUGACGAUGAAAUUCAACGAGCUCCAAAUAAUAUUUCUGCCACUUCUUUCAGAAAGAAUAACGGAAAUAGCUCAAAUAUGAACAGCGUGGUUGCCUCGCCGCCUACCCCCGACAACCCCCGCCGUCGUCCAGCAUUAUCGGCUCAAAAUAGAGUUGCCGCGAGAAUGUUGAGGCCAGAUUUUUGCUCAUCAUCAUCAUCAUCAGCAUCAUCAUCUCCAUCGUCGCUAUCGUCUCCAUCGUCUGCAUCAUCAUCAGCGUUUGGCAGCUCAAGGACACCGAAUCCCGGCGGAAAUGCAGGAAAUGCCAGAAAUAUUCAACCGGUCUUUGCCGCGAGACCUAGGAGGCCAGAUUGGAAGGCUUUUGUAUCAUCAUCAGCGGUUGGCAACUCAAGCACAUCGAAUGCAGCAAAGGCCAGAAAUAUUCAACCGGAUAUCAAAUUUGCCACAGUUGACACGCCGGCUAGGUCUAGAGCAUUAUCAGCUCAAAAUGGAGUUACCGCGAAACCUAGGAGGCCAGAUUGGAGUGCUUUUGCAUCAUCAUCAGCGGUUGGCAACUCAAGCACAUCGAAUGCAGCAAAGGCCAGAAAUAUUCAACCGACCAACUCUUCGAACUACGCAUGUCCUACAUUUUCGAGUAGUCUUCGUUCGAGUUCGAGUCGAUUUCGCACCCACAUUGACCACCAAAAGGCUUCAACCCAUAUAAAAGGUAUCGCGAAA
Mesorhabditis belari is the source of this 4464-nucleotide messenger RNA. NCBI's taxonomy places the organism in Eukaryota, Metazoa, Nematoda, Chromadorea, Rhabditida, Rhabditidae. The record is from the annotation of a GenBank genome assembly.